This is a messenger RNA of Penicillium nucicola, 1188 nucleotides long. RefSeq names its product putative C2H2 finger domain protein. The record is from RefSeq and is a predicted model, not a curated record. Gene Ontology annotation, molecular function: DNA-binding transcription factor activity, RNA polymerase II-specific; RNA polymerase II cis-regulatory region sequence-specific DNA binding. Bases 1 to 1188 code for a protein of 395 amino acids. Gene Ontology annotation, biological process: regulation of transcription by RNA polymerase II. Gene Ontology annotation, cellular component: nucleus. The transcript is spliced from 2 exons. NCBI's taxonomy places the organism in Eukaryota, Fungi, Ascomycota, Eurotiomycetes, Eurotiales, Aspergillaceae.
AUGGGGACGGCGCUGGAUGCGCUGUCGGCCCCGCCGUUGAAUGUCCGUCGCCCUGCGGCCCCGACACUGCCCAGCUUCGAGCUGCCGCCGCCGCCCUUCACCUUGGCCGCCGCGCCCAAGUACGCGCAACCCAGUCAUCCGCCAGUCUCGCAUCCGGCAAAUGUGAGCGUGGGAAAUCUUCUAACACCGCCCGCCACCAAUCAACCGGAACACGCCACCCCGCAGCCUUUGGCACCUUCAACGGGCGCCUCAGCGGACCUGCCACCGGCAUAUUGGUCAGGGGCCAACCCGUACGGUCAAACCUGGGGAUCCGGGGUGAAUGCAGUCUAUCCACCUCGAAGCUCGUUUUCGCCUUCAUCGGGCAUGCACAUUCGCUCAUCAAUAACAUCACCCCCGACGACGGAUGGCUUAUCCCAUCCAUAUGAGGCUCCUUCAGUAUCCUAUCAAGCGCUCCCGGCACCUUCGACUCUGGCUCCCUCCAGCCAACAACAUAUGGCUAUGUAUUCGGGGGGUCACGCCACCUCUCCGGCGCCGCUCUCAUCCAACGAUCCAUAUGCCCCCAAACACCAGCAUAUGUAUGCCGCUUCUCCGCCGAUGGCGAGUCCACACCAAACCGGAUUUUCGCCCAUGUAUGGUCCAGGAGGACUCGGGAUUCACCCACCAGGCCGCAUUCCUGCUCACAGCCCAACUGGGGGGCAACCCCCUCUAGCAUAUCCCCGUCAGCCGUGGCCAUCAUACUCGCUUCCUGCGAUGAAUGGGCCGGUGAUGACCAAUGUCCACAGCCCGGGAGGUCCCAUGUCCAUGAUGGGCAUGCAGCCUGGUCUUUUACCGGGAUUCAACAGUGGACACGUCGCAAGCUCCCAGCACAUGUACGGGGGCCAUCCCCCUCCCCACGGCAUGUCUGCUCCGGCCGCCGACCGACCAUUCAAGUGCGACCAGUGCCCGCAAAGCUUCAAUCGAAACCAUGAUUUGAAGCGCCACAAGCGGAUCCAUCUCGCUGUGAAGCCUUUCCCUUGCUCACACUGUGACAAGAGCUUUUCGCGGAAAGACGCUCUCAAGCGACAUAUUCUGGUUAAAGGCUGUGGAAAGGAUGGCGACUCAGAUGCGAAUAGCACUCAAGCCGGAGGCGACAUCAAAGGGGAAGGACGGAGUGAGGACGGCAGUCCUAUUCUCAAUGGGCGGGUUUAG